Messenger RNA from Dothidotthia symphoricarpi CBS 119687, 1653 nucleotides. RefSeq names its product MFS general substrate transporter. The transcript is spliced from 2 exons. Bases 1 to 1653 code for a protein of 550 amino acids. Gene Ontology annotation, biological process: transmembrane transport. The record is from RefSeq and is a predicted model, not a curated record. Gene Ontology annotation, molecular function: transmembrane transporter activity. Gene Ontology annotation, cellular component: membrane. NCBI's taxonomy places the organism in Eukaryota, Fungi, Ascomycota, Dothideomycetes, Pleosporales, Dothidotthiaceae.
AUGGCGAAAAUUUUGGAUCAUGAAAAAGAGAGGGAGAAUGCUGCGGGCAAAAUCGCUCCAGACGAGCGCUCGAGGUCGCUGGCUGAGGAGCUGGCUGAGGGUACCACGCUCUAUGAGAAGAAGUGCAUUCUUAUCAACCGCGAGAUCGAUGCCAUGGGCAUGGGGAGAUACCAGUGGUCUCUCUGGGCACUCUGUGGUUUUGGCUACUUGAUCGACCUCAUGUGGGCUCAAGCAUUCGGGCUUGUCCUGUCACCUUUGCAGCAAGAGCUUGGUUUUGGUCCUGAUCAGACUGGCAACCUCUCAAUAGCCUUUUCCGCUGGUCUCACCGCUGGUGCUUUCACUUGGGGUAUCUUGGUUGACGUCAUUGGCCGUCAAUGGGCAUUCAAUCUCACUGUCCUCAUUGCCAGUGCCUUUGGUUUGUGCAUCGGCGCACCCAGCACCUACCCUGCCAUCCUUGUCCUCACGGCUUUCACUGGAUUCGGCGUCGGAGGCAACAUCCCCAUCGACACCACCAUCACCCUCGAGUUCACGCCUCAGAACAAGCGAUACCUUCUGCCUCUGCUCUCCAUCUUCCAGCCACUUGGAGUAGUCAUCUGCAGUGUCAUCGCAUACGGCUUCAUCCCAAACUUCUCCUGCAGCCCUAACUUCUCAGAGGAAAACCCACUACCCUCAUGUCAUGGAGUGGCGGCAGGAGUAGCGUGCUGCACCAAAGCGAGCAACAUGGGCUGGCGCUACCUCCUCUUUACCCUUGGCGGUAUCACCCUCUUCAUCUUCUUCCUCCGCUUCGUCGUCUUCCGAUUCCAAGAGUCCCCCAAAUUCCUCCUGUACCGCGGUAAAGACGCCAAAGCAAUUCAAGUCCUGCACAACGUCGCAAAAUACAACAAGCGAACCUGCACGCUAACGCUGGCAACCCUUGAAUCUCUCGAGCGCGAAUUCGACUCGACAACCAGCGGCGAGCCCAUGCUUGGUGGCGGCGCCAAGCUCCUCAAAACGACUUGGUCGCAGAAACUCAAGCUGGAGGCUGAUCGCUUCAAGAUCCUCUUCGCAAACAAGCAAAUGGCCAGACUCACCAUCCUCGUCUGGCUAACCUACAUCUGCGACGCCUGGGGCUUCACUGUAGCCGGAACCUACCUCCCGCAAAUUCUCGCCUUGAAAAACGGCGCCCUACACCUGUCCCUGCGCUACACAUACCGCUCAUACAUCUACAUCUACCUCCCCGGCGUCGUCGGCGUCCUCCUCGGCGCGCUCGCCUACCGCGCACCCUUCGUCGGCCGCAAAUGGACCAUGGUCAUCUCGUCCGCACUAAUGGGCAUCUCCAUCUUCAUCUUCAGCACAGUCAACGACGCGGCGUCCAACAUCGGGCUGAACGUCAUGGAGUACUUCUUCCAGAGCAUGUUCAACGCCGUGCUGUACGGAUGGACACCCGAGGCUUUCCCCGCCCCGAUUCGCGGCACAGCGUGUGGUGUGGCGAGUUUCUGGGGCAGGUUGUUCGGUAUUGUGAGCCCGCUUAUCGCCCAGCAUUUGUAUGCGGGGAGUGGCGAUGGGAAUCGGGAUAUCAACUCUGUGCUUUAUCUGGCGGGUGGGGUUACCCUCGGGUGCGUGAUUACGACGGCGUUGUUGCCCACGCGGUUGUUGGGGAAGCAGAGUUUGUAG